Messenger RNA from Drosophila pseudoobscura, 1375 nucleotides. RefSeq names its product beta-1,3-galactosyltransferase 1-like. The transcript has 2 exons. The record is from RefSeq and is a predicted model, not a curated record. Gene Ontology annotation, molecular function: hexosyltransferase activity. Lineage: Eukaryota; Metazoa; Arthropoda; Insecta; Diptera; Drosophilidae. Bases 358 to 1203 code for a protein of 281 amino acids. Gene Ontology annotation, cellular component: Golgi membrane.
UGAUUUUCAGGCAAAAUCCCCAGCAGGAGACCCAGCGAAAAUCAGGGAAGCAACAUCGGAAAUUAUCCACUAACUGAAAGAAGCAAUAAACUGGAGAAGAAAAAUCUCAGUUUAGUGCAUAGCAGUAUACAAGCCUUUUCUGCUGAUUCCAAUCAACUUCUAAAGACGGCUGAAAACGAAGAUAUCAAGACAAUAAAACCGAGCCAAUUUAUUAAAAACAAAAGUAAAUCCAGGAAGAAGGCACACCCUCGAAAAAAGCCCCACAAACCCGUACCCAUUGUGAGCCCGAUUAAGGGUGAUAGCAGUGUACAAACAUCAAGUGCUGUCCCCUUAUUACCUGAUCGUCCAGUAUUUACAAUGAAACUGUAUGAACCAGGCCACUUAAACGAAGAGAUUGAUAUACAGAGGCUAUGUAGGCACAGGGGGUUAUCUCUAAGGCUGCUCAUUCUAAUCACCUCAGCACAGACCCAUUUUAUGGCGAGAAUGUCCAUCAGGCAGACCUGGAUUCACUACGGAAGCAGGCGAGAUGUCGGCAUUGCCUUUAUGCUUGGACGCACCACGAAUGCGACCCUGAACGAGGCUCUCAACAAGGAGAACUAUAUAUAUGGCGAUAUGAUUCGUGGAAACUUCAUAGACUCGUACUUCAAUCUAACUCUGAAGACGAUCUCGAUGCUUGAAUGGGCAGAUACGCACUGUCCCAAUGUGAAAUUCAUCCUUAAGACAGAAGACGACAUGUUCAUCAAUGUUCCUAAACUGCUCAAUUUCAUAGGCAGUGAAAAGGAUAAUCGUACGAUCUAUGGUCGCUUGGGGGAUAAGCGGAUGCCCGAAAGACAUAGCGAGUCGAAGGAGAAACAACAUGGGGCCAUAGAGUACCCAACGUAUACCACCGGACCCGCCUAUCUCCUCACUGGAGAUAUUAUCCAUGAGCUAUACGUGCAAUCGCUGAGAACGAAUUACCUUCCACUGGAGGAUGUGUUCACGACAGGCAUUGUGGCCGAGAACUUGAAGAUUAAGAGGAUGCAGUCUGAUGAUUUUCGCAACGUUCGCACCUCGCUUAACCCGUGCUACAUCCGCAACGUGAUAAGUGUGCAUAACAUCGAGGCACACGAACAAUUCUAUCUUUGGAGGAAGUUGCUGGACCCUACUAUCAAGUGUAAAACAGUUUGGCGAAUAUACUGCAGCGCUGUACAACAGCCAAAGUGAACUCCUGUAAGUUUCGACAAAUGGAUUGAUCCACAAAUUGGCAAAUAUGCUGACGUAAUCCAUAAAUAUAUGUGAAAAGAUUAAAAUGUAGCUAAAUUGUAUGUACGUAUACGCACUUAGGUACAUACAUAUAUCUUAAGUGAUGGGAAUAUUACAAAAGUUUUUAACCGCA